This is a messenger RNA of Hymenoscyphus albidus, 1489 nucleotides long. The record is from the annotation of a GenBank genome assembly. Lineage: Eukaryota; Fungi; Ascomycota; Leotiomycetes; Helotiales; Helotiaceae.
UUUUCCCCUGUCAACCCAGGUACCCCACUAUCAUUGACCCAGCGGUGCGUAGGCUACCAUCGACUCAUAUUCCACAUCAAAGUGGAUUGAUUAUUCGUUGCUAUCAUUGUUUCCCCGAUCUAAAAUCUUCUUGUACUCAAGAUGCCAACUCCAACUUUGCCAGGCAUGCCUCCCGAAAUCCUCACCCAAAUUGUUUCAAAUUUCGUGGUCAGGUGUGACCGGGGCGUUCUCAAGCCGCAUAUUACGUUUCUAUGCCGCCUAUCGUUGUUAUCCCGCCAAUUUUCGUUGAUUGUACGCCCGUUUAUCUUCAAUCAGAUUACUGUCUUCCUUGAACAUGGAGGAGACAGGACGAGAAGGAGUCUGUUAUGCGCACGCAGCAUUCUUGAAAAUCCAAUCCUCGUUGAACUAGUACAAUCUAAAGCCCUUGUUGACCUGAUCACCAGCAAUCAGAUCAAUGUAGGCAUCGCACAAUUCCCAAAUCUAAAGAGAUUGAUCUUGUUUGGUGACUUUUGUCUCGGAUGGUCAGAAGGCCUUGAAUUUGGUUCUUCAAACAAUUUGAAAACGAUUGAGAUAAAGGUUACAAUAUCAAUUCGGGAGAUGCACAGAGACUUAUGGUGGUUGGCGGUGUGAAGAGCAUGGUCAUUGAGCCUAUUCAUGGCUUCAAGAACGAUGAUAUAGAGACACACGGAGAAACAGCUCAGUUAUUGAAUCUCAAUAUCGGACGGAGAGAGAAUCAUGAGCUUGCUGCAGAUUUGCAUAAAUUUCUCAAAACAUGUACACAAAUCGAAACCCUUAAGGCGUUUCUACCUGGGGAUGAGGCAGUUGAUGAGGAAGGUGAGCCCACUGGAGAAAUGCUUUCCACCUUAUCGCCAAUAAACCUAUCCAGAACUUUGGCUAUCUGCAAAAACUCUUUAAAAAGGCUCGAGCUAUUGGACUGCGACUGCCGUUGGCCAUCACACGACCAGUCAAAAAUGGAUCUGAGCCUGUUGAAAGCACUCACAUAUCUGGAUUGUCCGGCAAAGUUGUUUUUCAUUCCCAAUGCACCAACCAAAACUAGAUCCGGUUUUUACCAACUGCUUCCUCCAAGCUUAGAAACAUUAGUUGUUAGUGAACCACAAAUUUUCGAAUUUGACAUCUGCUGACCGCAUUUCAGAUUCAUUUCACAAUCAGUUAUCGCUUAGCUGUACUUGGUGAUGACUCAGAGGACGGUUCAAUUUACGAGGAAACAGCUUGGCCUCUCCAGCUUGCUGAGAAGAAGAAAGAAUGUCUACCUCGGCUUAAGGGAGUUCGUUUGGAAACAAACGAAAUCGAAGGUGUUUUGGGAAAUGAUCCGCCGGGUCUUCUGUCAAAAGAACGGCUUCGGAUAGUACUGGAGGCCUAUGAUCGGGUGGGAAUAACCCUUUCUGGAUUGAUUGGCAUCCCAGAUAUUGUGGAAGAACUCGCGCGCGGAUGUCGGAAUCUGCAAGUAUCUUAUCAGGAAAUAUUGUAA